CCCCGAAGGCGCGGGCGAGGCCGAAGUCGGCGAGUUUGAUGGCCCCGUCGGCGUUGAUGAGCAGGUUCUGGGGUUUGAGGUCGCGGUGCAGCACGCGGUGCGCGUGGCAGAACGCCAGGCCCUGCAGCAGCUGGAACAGGAACUCGAACACCAGGUACAGCUUGUUCUCCGUGUGGAUCACGUCCAGCAGCCUGUGGAGACACUGUAUGGGCUGGGUGCCCCAUAGCUGCCCCACAGACGCCCCAUAGCUGCCCAACAGACGCCCCACAGAGGUCCUGGUGCAGGAACUCAAACACCAGGGCAGAGCCGAAGCGUGUGACCAGACCCGACCGAGCGCCGCACACACGUGAACACACGUGUCCCCACGCAACUUGGGGGGCGGGGGGGGGGUCCCCCUCCUUUUUGGGGUGGGAUUAUGCAAACUAGAGCCCCUUCAUAUCCCCCCGAUCCCCGUCCCUUCGCCCCUCUGCUCCGGGGAGACGAAGGACGCUGGGAACCAUGAGGGUGCACGAAGCCAUCCUCGCUCUUUUGGGGACCCUCCUGGUCUUGGCUGAGGCUCAACGGCGAGCCGUCGGCCGGAGCCGUGGCCGGAGCCGUGGCCAGAAGCAGGCCUGGAGCCAGCGGCCGGCGGCCUUCCGGAGCUGGGACACCGCGCUGUACCGGCCCUGGCAGGAGGGGACGGCGACACAGAGGGACUGCUGGAGAGGCGGCGACAUCACUCUGGACCUCAGCAACGACGCUCCCACCAUGUCUGGCGCCGACGCCACCUUCUCCAUCGCUCUGCGCUUCCCCGGCACGCAGGCGGUGCUGCCCGACGGCCGCGUCGUCUGGAGCCGCAACUGCACCGUGAACGGCACCCGCGUCGCCCAGGGCGAUUCCGUCUUCCCGGAGCAGACGGCCGAGGGCGCGGACGGCGUCUUCCCCGACGGCGAACCCUUUCCUCCCGGCGACGGCGGCAAGCGUGGCAAAUUCGUCUACGUCUGGUGGACGUGGGGGCGCUACUGGCAGGUGGUGGACGGCGCGGCGUCGCGGCUGACGGUGAGCACGGCGGGAGUGCCGCUCGGCUCCUACGCCAUGGAGGUCGUCGUCUACCAUUACCGCGGCCGCGAGAAGUUCAUCCCCAUCGGGCGCGCCAGCACCCAGUUCAGCAUCACGGACCAGGUGCCGUUCACGGUGGCGGUGACGCAGGUGCAGGACGCGACCGAGGGCGACGGGCGCUUCGUGCGUAACCGCGCGGUGGCCUUCGCCGUUCGGCUGCACGACCCGAGCCGGUACCUGCGCGACGCCGCCAUCUCCUACUCGUGGGACUUCGGCGACGGGAGCGGAACCCUCAUCUCGCACAGCACCACCGUCACCCACACCUACCUGGAGACCGGCGCCUUCACGGCGCGCCUGGCGCUGCAGGCGGCCAUCCCGCUGCGGCCCUGCGGCACCUCCGUGGCGCCCGUCGUGGACCCCACCACUGCGGCGCCCUCGGCGGGACCCACCGAGCUCACCAGCACCGCGCCGAGCAGCGCGGCGGCGCUCAGCACCGAGCCCACGGAGGAGGCGGCGGUUGUGCCAUCGGACGCCGCCGUCACCGAGCCCUCGGCCGUCACCGAGCUCGUGGCAUUCAGCACUCCAAUGGACGCCGCCGGCGCAACCACGGGUACGAAUGCCGCUGUCUCUGCCGCGGUGUCGGCGGCUGCUCCGCUCCCUACCACGGCGGCCGGAACGGAGGCUGCAGAUGUGGCAACAGCUGGAGCCGCGGUUGAUGCCAUAACUGGAGCUGCAGUUGACGCCACAGACGGAGCCGUGGUUGACGCCACAGAUGGAGCUGUGGUUGAUGCCACAACUGGAGCUGCGGUUGAUGCCAUAACUGGAGCCGCGGUUGACGCCACAGCUGGAGCCGUGGUUGAUGCCAUAACUGGAACUGCAGUUGAUGCCACAGCUGGAGCCGCGGUUGACGCCACAACUGGAGCGGCGGUUGAAUCUCUGGUUGAAGCCACAUCUGGAGCCACGGUGGGAGCAACCGUGGGAGCCGCAGCCGUGUCCGUCCCUGCUGCCACCGCUGGAGCCACCGCCGGAGCCACCGCCGGAGCCACCGCCGGAGCCACUGCCGGAGCCACCGCCGCCCCCUCGGGCAGCGCCGCGGCGCUGGUGCUGGUGAAGCGUCAGGCACCGGCCGAGGAGCCCAGCGGCUGCAUCCUCUACCGCUACGGCACCUUCUCCACCCAGUUGGACAUUGUCCAGGGCAUCGAGAGCGUGGCCAUCGUCCAGGUGGUGCCGGUGGUGCCGGAGGGGAGUGAGAGCAGCGUGGAGCUGACGGUGACCUGUGAGGGGAGCCUGCCCGAGGAGGUCUGCACCGUGGUGGCAGACGCCGAGUGCCAGACGGCGCAGACGCAGUCGUGCUCGGCGGUGGCACCGGCCGCCGGCUGCCAACUCGUCCUACGCCAGGACUUCAACCAGUCCGGACUCUACUGCCUCAACGUCUCCUUGGCCAACGGCAACGGCCUGGCGGUGGCCAGCACCCGCGUCACCGUCGGAGGCACCGACCCGGCUGUUGGGGGCACCACGCUGCUCGUGGGGCUGCUGCUCAUCGCCGCCGCCAUCGGCAUCGCCGCCAUCACCUACAGACGCACCAAGUACCACCCGCUGCUGGUGUCGCCCCCCCCGGCCCCCCGCCCCCCCCGCUGGCUGCCCCCCAACUCCGCGCUCCGCAUUCUGCUCCGCCAAACCUUCGGGAAGAGCCUCAGCAGCGAGAGCAGACCCCUGCUGCCCCCCAACACCGCCUAG
Cuculus canorus (common cuckoo) is the source of this 2775-nucleotide messenger RNA. It is a transcript of the gene PMEL, whose product is annotated as premelanosome protein. Lineage: Eukaryota; Metazoa; Chordata; Aves; Cuculiformes; Cuculidae. Gene Ontology annotation, cellular component: melanosome. Gene Ontology annotation, biological process: melanosome organization. The transcript has 14 exons. The record is from RefSeq and is a predicted model, not a curated record. Bases 499 to 2775 code for a protein of 758 amino acids.